AUGAAGAUGGGAAAAGACACGCAAGAUAUUGAGUGGUACCGCCGCUGGGUCAAACAAGUCAAGGAAGACUUCAAGCAAUACAACAGUGGUCAAGUAACACUAACACAGCUUGAUGCAACCAUCAGCCAAGUGCCCAGCGCCAUCAAGACUGUGAGUUGUGACGGGCUAGUAGCCCGUGACGUUGAAUUCGGGUUCGGGAUUCGUUAUGGACCCUAUGGCAAGCAAGCAUGGAUGUAUCCGCAUCAAUUUAUCACUCUCCCACAGGUGUUCUUCGACGAUCUUGCCGUGACAUCUGAGAUGAUCGAGAGCCGGGACCACUCCGGUGAGAACGAGGCGUAA
Molecule: messenger RNA, 339 nt
Organism: Penicillium mononematosum
Lineage: Eukaryota; Fungi; Ascomycota; Eurotiomycetes; Eurotiales; Aspergillaceae
Exons: 2
Coding region: 1-339 (112 amino acids)
Source: RefSeq, a predicted model, not a curated record